AUGGAUGUCAAGACGGCGUUUCUUAAUGUGCUCCUGGACGAAGACAAUUACAUGGUGCAGACAGACGGUCACGUCGAUGAAGAUCACCCAGACUUUGUUUGUCAGCUCAAGCGCUCCCUGCACGGUCUAAAGCAGUUACCACGGAUGUGGAACCAGACCAUCAACAAGUUUAUGCUGGAACUGGAUUUUAAGAAAUGUGAAACGGAUCACUGCAUUUAUGUUAAGCGAGCCGAUCAAGACAUGAUUUUCAUGGCACUAUACGUCGACGAUUCGGUUCUCGCGAGCAACAACGACGAGCUGCUAAAGUAA
Molecule: messenger RNA, 309 nt
Organism: Peronospora matthiolae
Lineage: Eukaryota; Oomycota; Peronosporomycetes; Peronosporales; Peronosporaceae
Source: the annotation of a GenBank genome assembly